GCGAUCACUGCGUUGAAACGGGUAUAAAGGAUGAAUGUAAGGAGAGGAGCAACUGGUGACAUACCAAUGGAAUAUACCCCGGGAAAAAUCGAUAACAGCUGUCAUCGGUCUGAAUACUCGAUACGGCAGAACAAGUCCUGCAUCCUCGCAGUUGUUCCGAAUCGAGUAUCGACGAGUGUUGAGGCAGCAAAUCACCCAGCGUCAUACCUAUAUCAUUUAAUGGUCAAGCGUAAAGAAUUGCGGAUGAAAGACCGACGUCAGAGGUUGGGUUGCCAUGGAUACUUUUACGAUCUUCUAUCCGCCGCAGCUUUUCAUCUUGGGAUGGAAUCCACCAGGGAUCUACCUAACGAGGACGAAGCAGCUUACACAGUCGAGAUCAAACGUGUGCUCUUCCGGUCUGAAGAUGUGAAAAAAUUCUGUACAUAUUCUUCCUAUAUUCAAGCUUAGUUCGAUACUGUACGGUUUAUUGCAUCACCUCAAAGAAACCUGAAUUGUAUCAUCUUUCAUUAUAGAUGAAUAUCAUACACAUAAUGUUCGACUUCGAAGACUACUCAGCGCUGCUUAGUACAACUUAGCUUUCACAUAAAAAUACCAGCUUCUCUAUGUCGAAGAGUUGCCUUUUAAAUUGUACUUUAUCCAUGUAGUACGAAAUAUCUAUUUGUGUACGUGUCGACGAAGCCGCUAAAUUUGUACAAUUCCUCAGCUGAGGUGACAUUCCAAUAUUUGGUCUCUGCAACCAAACCGUGUAAGGAAUUUAUGGAAGCCAUCGCAGCCAAGACAAGAUAGAUUUGAAAGCUUCAUUCGACAGUAUUACAAAUUUGUGGCAUAUUUGAAAAUGGAUUGUAAAUAUGAAGAUGAAUAAAUGCUUAGGAUGAAAUGAUUAAUGUUACAAUUAGCAAGCUGUACGUUAUGUCAUGAAGCCAAUUUUUUACUGUAAUCGUUGGUGCCUCAGAUAAUGUGUAAUUAAAGUUUCGAAGCCUCGUAACAAUUGGACACAGUUGUCUUUA
This is a messenger RNA of Neodiprion virginianus, 1007 nucleotides long. RefSeq lists its product as uncharacterized. NCBI's taxonomy places the organism in Eukaryota, Metazoa, Arthropoda, Insecta, Hymenoptera, Diprionidae. The record is from RefSeq and is a predicted model, not a curated record. The transcript has 4 exons. Bases 31 to 447 code for a protein of 138 amino acids.